UACAAUGAAGAAGUGUAACGUAAAUUGAAGGAAGAAAUCCAUGGAUUUUUCCGGUCAGUACCAGCAGCAACAACAGGGGGCCGCUGAUCCUUCUCAAAUGUAUGCUCAAUACCCACAACAAUCGACUGACCCUUCUCAAAUCCAAUCAUAUGAUCAAUCUCACUACCAGCAACAACAGCCGGCGGACCCUUCUCAAAUACAACCCUAUGAUCAAUCAACACAAGCUUACUAUGCAUAUCAAUACAAUCAACAAUACUACUAUCCUCAAGACUAUUAUUCAAAUGCCUAUCAACAACAGCAAUACCAGCCUGAAUCCACUUCAAUUCACCCACCUGGGGUUCCGAUUCCACCGUCUUCGGAUCCUUAUGCUACACAGCAGCAACCCCAGUAUUCGUAUUAUCCUCAACAACAACAAGGAAUUAACUAUGGAGAGGUUGCUACUGUGACAAUGCCCAAUGUCUCCCACACACCUGCGAUCGCACCAUCUCCAUAUAAAGGUAAAGGUAAAAGGGGUGGCAGGCCCUAUAGAGGAGGUGCCCAUGGCAAUCUUGGUGGUGGGCAACAACAACCUAGCUACACAUUACCAACAUAUGCUGAGAACCAACCAAAAGUUUUUCAAGGAGCAUCACAAAUCCAAGGUGGCCUAUCCCAAGUUAAACCUUCAUCAUCUGCCUCAGGUAAUUCAGCUCCUGUCCGUCCACCUCGUAUGGCUUGGUGCGAACUCUGUAGGAUUGAAUGCAACACACCUGAAGUUCUUGAACAGCAUAAGAAUGGAAAGAAACAUAAAAAGAACCUGAAAGCCUAUGAAGAGCGACAGAAACUGAACAAACAGAUGGAUGGAGCACAUGGUAACCAGACAACAAAUUCUGAAGUUAAGCCAAGGGUUUCUUACCAGCCUGCAGUUGAGGGAUCUGGGCAGCUGCCUCUGGGGCAUUUGCCUUCUGAAACUGUAACUGGAGACAGACAGCCGCUGCCCCAAGAGAAGCUUCCUCCUCAAGCUGUUAUAGAGGAAGAUGUUGGUAUUACCGGGAAACAAAAGGUUGAAGAGACAGAUCCUGUGGAUCAUAUUCAAGGUCAAGGGCGUGGAGUCAAGCGCAAUCUAAGAGGUGGGCGAGGUGGUAAAUUGAUGAAGACGCAGAAUGGCUCAAGAAAACCUGCUGUGCCUCCUAAGCCCCAAAAAAUGGUUCCUUUAAUAUGUGAACUCUGUAAUGUAAAGUGUGAAUCAGUAGUUGUUUUCCAAAGCCAUCUGGCAGGAAGGAAACACCUUUCAAAUGUUAAGGACUUCCAAGGCCAACAAGCAAUGGUUGGACAAGCUGCUCUCCAAGCAUUAUACCCUGCUUUGCAGGCUCUUUACCCAGCACUUCAGGCACUAUGCCAACCUAGUUCUGGUGCAUCAACUUCUGUCGCUCCUCAAGGUCAUCAGCACAAUCUUCAUGAAAUACUGGGUAUUUUGACUCAACAAGCCCUUUCUGCUAUCCCUCAAGAUCAAUUAUUAGGUAUUGGAGCAGCAGCCACUUCGGCUAUCCCUCAAGAUCAAUUAUUAGGUAUUGGAGCAGCAGUCGCUUCAGCAUUUCCUCCACCUUCAGAUUUAUUAGCUCAGGACCACCAAGGUUCCAAAUUACAAGGUUCAGUAUCAGAAGAAACAAGAGAGAAUGCUGCUGCGGAGGACAGCAGAAAUUGUGACCUUUCGGUUUUACCGAGCACCGAGUCUAAACCAGAAGAGAGCACUGAUAAUAAACAUGAAAAUGUGAACUUAGAAGUUGAUAGAAAAGUUACGUCUGUUGAAGAACCAUUGAGGUUUGGCACUAGCGGGGAUGUGUCUUCUACAUCAGGAGCAGUGAGUGCAGCUGUUUCAGUUUCAAACAGUGAAGUAGUGUCAUCAGAUUGCGCUGCCCAUUCUGGAUUAGAUGGGAAAUUGGCUGAUUAAAGUCAUUAAUUCUUCAAUAAAUUAAUGAGUGGUGGGCAAGACCACAAGAAGGUUUUAUAAAUGUAGUUAAACUUUCUCUUUUGGAAAAAGUGAAUAACAUUUUGAAGAUGUAGGUGAAGUGGUGGUGUUCAGGCCUUUUCAUGACUCUUUGACAUAUAUGCAGAUCUAAAACAUUCUUAAUCAUUUUAGCCAACUGUUA
Solanum verrucosum is the source of this 2126-nucleotide messenger RNA. RefSeq lists its product as uncharacterized. The transcript is spliced from 2 exons. Lineage: Eukaryota; Viridiplantae; Streptophyta; Magnoliopsida; Solanales; Solanaceae. The coding region runs from base 41 to 1927 and encodes 628 amino acids. Gene Ontology annotation, molecular function: zinc ion binding; nucleic acid binding. The record is from RefSeq and is a predicted model, not a curated record.